Molecule: messenger RNA, 216 nt
Organism: Didymella exigua CBS 183.55
Lineage: Eukaryota; Fungi; Ascomycota; Dothideomycetes; Pleosporales; Didymellaceae
Exons: 2
Coding region: 1-216 (71 amino acids)
Cellular component (GO): oligosaccharyltransferase complex
Source: RefSeq, a predicted model, not a curated record
AUGACGAACAUCGAUGUCUACAUCGCUCCUUCCACUGCCAUCGAACGCGCGUCAACCGUGAAGAUGAUCACCGACGCCCAGCUUUACUCGCUGGCUAUCUUCCUCGGAAGCGCCGCCAUGCUCCUUAUAGUCCUCUACCACUUCCUCGAGGUCAACUCGGAAGACCACGCCGUACAAGAGAAGCCCAAGGUCGCAGCCAACAAGGUCAAGGCAUAG